AUGCAGGGUGGCGGUGGUGGUGUAGUAGUACUGGUGACGGUGGUGAGGUACCUGGUUGGUAUCCAGCACGUGCAGCAGCAGGUGCGCGGCGAGGGCGGCGCCGGCCCGCGCGCCCGUCACCACGAGCGGCGCGCUGUCCCCGCCCGCCCCCGCCCCCGCGCUCGCGGCGCGCAGCCCGUUCACUUCCGAUAUGAAGUCUGUGAAGAG
This is a messenger RNA of Brenthis ino (lesser marbled fritillary), 207 nucleotides long. The record is from the annotation of a GenBank genome assembly. Lineage: Eukaryota; Metazoa; Arthropoda; Insecta; Lepidoptera; Nymphalidae.